UCAAACUUCUUCAAAUUAGGGUUUGUUGAUUCUCUCUCUACAGCCAUGGCGGAAAUCGAAACAGAGGUGGCUACAGGACAGCCAAAGAAGAGGACGUUUAAGAAGUUCAGCUUCAGGGGUGUCGAUUUGGAUGCUCUCCUUGACAUGUCCACCGAUGAGCUCGUCAAGCUCUUCACCGCUCGAGCUCGCAGAAGGUUCCAAAGAGGCCUCAAAAGGAAGCCGAUGGCUUUGAUCAAGAAAUUGUGCAAAGUGGUAAUAAUUUCAACUAUUAUUUUUUAUUUCUGAUUGAAUUCGAUUUAGAUCUUGUAUUGUUGUUGACUUGAAAAUGGAUUUUUUUUUUUUUAUUUGAGAUUGUGAUUAUGUUUGCGUGGCUGA
Molecule: messenger RNA, 375 nt
Organism: Camellia sinensis
Lineage: Eukaryota; Viridiplantae; Streptophyta; Magnoliopsida; Ericales; Theaceae
Source: RefSeq, a predicted model, not a curated record